UAUACCAUGACGUAGCGAGAGGAAGGGAUCCCGCAAAUUUAAAUAUUUCUACUUCCUCUCCCGCAUUUAUAGUAAGCUCGCAAGUGUAGUAAUACGAUUUUUUCUAGACAUUGUGCCAUUUUUGCGUGUGGUGAUUUUUGUUAGGUGGUGAGCUUGAGUUCCCCAUAAAUGGGCGUCUUUACAGUUUUGGCGAACAAAAUGCCAAGAACUGCGAAGAAAUCGAAGCAGGCGCAGGAGCUGGUCGACGUCGAGGUCGGAAGCGUAUCAGAGGACUUGGAGGUUCCGGUCGCGUCCGAGGUCGUUUUUCGAAAGGUGUGGAGGAUUCGUAAUUUUAAAAAGAUCGUCGCGAAGAAGGAUUACCUGGACAGUCCCGAGUUCCGAUGCUCGGUCAACGGGAUGAGCACCUACUGGAAUGUGGCGGUUCGAUUUUGGAAAGGCUCGAACGGUAAAAAAAUACCAAAUCCUUUGGUGUUGUGCUUGAAUUUGACCGGGUGCGAAACUGAAGAGAAAGGUCAGGCUAGGAUUAGGUACCAGUUUGGCAUUUGGGAUGCCAGCAUUCGCUACUGGGAGCUUUGUGACAUCUCCAAUUUGGUUUUGAACUUAGAAAAUACUCACAAUUUAGUCUCAAUUGGGUACAAAACGCUUGGAAUCAACGAGCGACACAUAGACAGUGAGAAAGACUUGAGAAUAAUGGUUAAAGUACAAAUAAUACAAAGCGAGGAAGAAAAACACAGCCUGUCGCAAGAUCUCGCUCGGAUUUUGACGUUGGAAUCUGAGCAGUACGCUGACACAAUUGUCGAAUGUGCAUCAGAACAAAAUCAGGAGCUUUUCAAAGUGAACAGCGUGCUGAUCAGGGCUCGCAGUUCCAAACUAGGCGCGAUGCUUCAGAAGUACAAAGAUCCAAAGAACGAAAACAUCAGGUACAAACUGGAUCUGUCCGUCCUCGACUAUUGCAUUGUAAAGGAACUGCUGAGAUACAUCUACACCGACAAAGUGGACAACACAGACGCGCAUGCAAAUAAACUACUGCCACUAUCCACCAGGUUCCAUUUGCCAGGACUAACCGCACUGUGCGAGAGGACCCUUUUGGACAGCAUGACCCCGAACACAGUUCCAAACAUUCUACUAUUAGCCGAUCAGUAUGGCUGCGAAAAUCUGCGCAAAGCCGCCCUCCACUACUGCGAAGAGUCCACGGCCUUAAAAGGGACUAUCCAACCUACCGGUAAAUCCUUGGCAUGGCGCGUAAUGGAAAUGGUCAACCCCGAUUUAUUCUUGGAGGCGUGCGAGAGCAUAGGCAAUUCUUCGAGCACACUGGACAGUCCCACAUCCGCCGGUUCAGUGAGCGACGCGUGAUAAACUGUACAAAGAAAUCCAAGUAUUAUUAUGUAUUUUUUAUAUUUAUUGCAAUUACUUUUAGUGUAAAUUCAUACUUUUCGUACAAAUAGCUAUCAUAUAGCUUUCCUAUCUAAUAAAAUUGUUUAUAUUUUCUAA
Photinus pyralis (common eastern firefly) is the source of this 1491-nucleotide messenger RNA. RefSeq lists its product as uncharacterized. Bases 169 to 1353 code for a protein of 394 amino acids. Gene Ontology annotation, cellular component: cytoplasm; nucleus. NCBI's taxonomy places the organism in Eukaryota, Metazoa, Arthropoda, Insecta, Coleoptera, Lampyridae. The transcript has 6 exons. The record is from RefSeq and is a predicted model, not a curated record. Gene Ontology annotation, molecular function: ubiquitin protein ligase binding. Gene Ontology annotation, biological process: regulation of proteolysis; proteasome-mediated ubiquitin-dependent protein catabolic process.